Lodderomyces margitis is the source of this 1659-nucleotide messenger RNA. RefSeq lists its product as uncharacterized. The record is from RefSeq and is a predicted model, not a curated record. NCBI's taxonomy places the organism in Eukaryota, Fungi, Ascomycota, Pichiomycetes, Serinales, Debaryomycetaceae. The transcript has a single exon. Bases 1 to 1659 code for a protein of 552 amino acids.
AUGAGUGUUAAUACGAACAAGGAUAAAGAUGACAACCAUGCGAGAAGUAAUUCGGAAACAACAAAAAAGGAACAAAAGACACCGAAAGGGGUGCCAUCACCUCGGCCGGUGGGGAAUUCACAUUCAAAACAGCCACAACCACAAACACCAAGCAUACUUCAGUCACCAUAUAUAGGGUUACUGAUAGCAUCACAACCACCUCAGGCACAGCCAAUUCAAGUUCAACAACAACACACGACUUCUAUCCCAUCAUUGUCAGCAUUGAAUGAAUCUAUUCAGAAACCCCACUCUGCCUCUACCGCACCAUCAUCUCCACAAAAAACAAUAAGCGACCCUGGGUUGUUAAUGCUCUUGGGUUCCAAUGUCACUUCUUUCCCUUUUAGUGAAGUUGCUUUCAUUGAAGCAAUGAAGUUGAGAGGAGAGCAAGAACGUACUAAACAAGAGUUUUAUCGGGCCGAGAGUGCAAACAAGAGCUUAAAUAUCAUCCAGUUGGCUUUGCAGGCACAAAUACCGGCAAGCCAAAUCCCCCAAUUGCUCGCUGGUGUAAAUCCCGGAAGUACCGAUGAAGCUAAAGCAAGAGAAUUAAAUGUACGUCUGCCGUAUCAACCGUCACCUCAGCAAAACCCACCAUAUCCCCUGACUUCUCGUUGGGCAAAUCCCCAAUUAACACAACCAAGGCUUCUGCUGGAGCAACAGGUUCAGAUGAUUCAGGCCCAGCAGAGGCAGAUACAACACAAUCUUCAACAGCAGCAGCAGCAGCAACAACAACAACAACAACUACAAGCUUUGCAGGCAGCUCAAAAUGCUAAUCUUCAACUUCCGUUAAAACGUGCUUCGGGAGCUGAUCUUCAACAAGAGUUCAGUACAAGCCCUAUGCAGCCAAAGGGUUUCCGAUUUGGAGGAGGCAUAGUUUCAGGAACAUCCCAAGAUCGACCUCUAUCACCCGCCAAAAUUGGAGCUACAGCAGUUGCCAACUUGAACACUCCAACGACUCCAUUUCGUGUUCCUAGAACAACUUCUUCGUCUACUGGGAAAAGAACAAAAGGUCACCAGCGGCAUUAUUCAAUGCCCGUGCUGGCAAGUAUAAGUGGAGGUACACCAAGUACAAGGACAAAAAGCCUACGACGUGACCCUCAAGUUUCUGAAAAACAGUCCCCAUUCUUACAAUCUCCUUCCGGGGCUACAUCGACUCUUCAAGUUAACCCGAUACCAGCGCAGCCUUUGAACGAACAAAAGAAACAACUGGUUCAGCCGCUGCAGGAAUCGAUGCAGUCAUUUCAACACGUUAUCCAAUUUCACCAUUGGCAGCCUGAAUCUGGUUCCAGUGCUGAUCCUACGAAUAGAUCACCAAGUCACAAACGCCAUAAAUCUAUGACGAGGGAAGACAUGCCCCCUGCUUACCCAGCACUUAGAUCUACUGAAGCAAAUCUUGCAAGUGAUGCCACACCAGCUCAAGAGGUUGGCACAUCCAAGCCACACGAAAAGGACAAAAGGACUGCUGAUGAUGAUGAUGCAGACGAAGCGGACCUGUCUGUUGAUACAAGUAUGGUAGAAGUAAUGACAAAGAAAGACGAACUGGCACAUCCCCCAUCCCGUGGACAUUCUCGACAAGAGCUGAAUGUGGGAAGGUACCCUCAUGAUAUCCUAUCCUCUAACUAG